CCUGAAGAGGUAUUUACAUGGGUGAUAAUACGUGUGAAUGUCUUCAGUCUGUGUUAUACAGUCUAAGAGAAUUCCUUGCAGCAUUGGGAAUGCUUCAAUUACAUGCGGUGAUUUGGGGUAUCUCUACCUUGAUUUGUACUCAAGAAAGGGCAAGUAUCCUGGUUGUGCUCAUUUUGCAAUUAAAGGUGGCCGGAUGGUUUCUGAAACAGAAUAUCAACUUCCUGUUGUUGCUCUUGUCUGCAAUUUUUCUGCUUCACAUAAUUCAUCAACUGCAAGGCUGAAUCAUUGGGAAUUGGAAACUCUGUUUCAUGAGUUUGGACAUGCUCUUCAUUCUUUGCUUUCAAGAACGGAUUACCAACACUUUUCAGGUACCAGGGUGGCUCUUGAUUUAGCGGAAGCACCUUCAAACCUUUUUGAGUACUAUUCAUGGGAUUACCGAGUUUUGAAGACAUUUGCCAAACACUAUUCAACUGGUGAAAGCAUCCCUGAGAAACUGGUAGAGUCAAUGCAGGGUGCCAGAAAGAUGUUUGCUGCAACUGAAUUGCAACGUCAGAUUUUUUAUGCUGUUAUUGACCAAACAUUCUUUGGGGAACAGCCAACUCCACCAACAAGUUCUAUUGUGGCAGAUCUGAAAAGACAAUAUACUAGUUGGAAGCACGUGGAUGGCACACACUGGGAGGCCCGAUUCAAUCACCUCCUGAAUUAUGGUGCAGGUUAUUAUAGCUACUUGUAUGCCAAAUGUUUUGCCGCAACAAUAUGGCAGAAACUGUGCCAGGAGGAUCCACUAUCAUUAACUACGGGAACUGCAUUAAGAACAAAAUUCUUACAGCAUGGGGGAGCUAAAGAACCUUCCCAUUUGUUAAGUGGUCUUGUAGGAGAUGGGAUCCUAAGGAAUUUUAAUGGAGGAAUGGUUCCUGAUAUUUCCUGUCUUUGUAAUGAAAUGAAGUUGGAAAAGUUAUAGAGAACAGACCUUGUUGUGUUCCAUUUGAGUUAACAAGAACUAGUCAACUAAAUAGCAAGGGAAGGAAUGAAAUGGAGGGGUUUGAAGAAAAAAAGAAGGUGAGCGAAGAGGCAAAACUAUGGCACGGCUCUUGUUGGAGGCAAUGUAGGAUGCAAAUGUCAAGCGUGGGCUAACAGCUGCAGAGAUUUCAUUCUGGAGUUGGCGAGGCAAAUGUGGAGUAGCAAUUUUUAUUCAUUUUCUGAUGGAUAUUAAUAAGUUUCCUUGAACUGUUAUUCUUACCCAUCCAUGUGAAUUUUGUAGCAUGCGCUGAAUAAUUAAUGAAGCCAUUUGAUUUGAAUAAA
This is a messenger RNA of Prunus dulcis (almond), 1302 nucleotides long. RefSeq names its product mitochondrial intermediate peptidase, mitochondrial-like. Gene Ontology annotation, molecular function: metalloendopeptidase activity. Gene Ontology annotation, biological process: peptide metabolic process; proteolysis. The coding region runs from base 38 to 961 and encodes 307 amino acids. The transcript is spliced from 7 exons. NCBI's taxonomy places the organism in Eukaryota, Viridiplantae, Streptophyta, Magnoliopsida, Rosales, Rosaceae. The record is from RefSeq and is a predicted model, not a curated record.